Molecule: messenger RNA, 1041 nt
Organism: Aspergillus caelatus
Lineage: Eukaryota; Fungi; Ascomycota; Eurotiomycetes; Eurotiales; Aspergillaceae
Product: aldo/keto reductase
Exons: 3
Coding region: 1-1041 (346 amino acids)
Source: RefSeq, a predicted model, not a curated record
AUGAUUUCGAACAAUACAGAGUCUGCGUACCGACAGCUCGGCAACAGUGGGCUCAGAGUUUCUGUACCCAUUUUGGGAUGCAUGAGCAUUGGUGACAAAAAGUCGAUGCCCUGGACGCUCGACGAGGAAGACGCCCUCCCUUUAUUGAAAGCCGCCUAUGAUAGAGGGAUUAACACCUGGGAUACUGCCAAUGUCUACAGCAAUGGCUCCUCAGAGAUCAUCAUUGGCAAAGCUCUCCAGCAUUAUCAAAUCCCACGGGAAAAAGUCGUUAUCCUAACCAAGUGUUUUUGGGGUGUGAGUGAGGAGCCGGAGAUCCUGCACUGGUAUAAUCGGGAUCACAUAGAAGGCACUCCGAAAUACCAGAACCAAUACGGCCUCUCACGCGCAGCGAUAUUUAACCAAGUCGAGGCCUCGCUUCAUCGUCUAGGCACUUCAUACAUUGAUCUUUUACAGAUCCACCGCUUCGACACGACUACCCCCAUUGAAGAAACCAUGAAAGCACUCCAUGAUCUCGUACAAUCAGGAAAAGUUCGCUAUGUUGGCGCAAGCAGCAUGUACGCCACGCAAUUUGCACAGAUGCAGUUCUGUGCUGAACGCAAUGGUUGGACGAAAUUCAUCAGCAUGCAGAGCCAGUACAGCAUGCUUUACCGGGAGGAUGAGCGUGAGAUGAUCCGCUUCUGCAAGGACACGGGCGUUGGUCUUAUACCAUGGGCUCCAUUGUUCCGGGGCCAUCUGGCCAGACCAUUAGAAGCCAAUCGGUCUACAGCGAGGAGUAAGUUGGCUGAUGAAUCGUUGUCGGAGGUGGAUGUACAGAUCAUCAAACGGGUGCAGGAAAUUGCGGACAAUCAUGGUUGGGUUAUGGCCCAUGUCGCUCUGGCUUGGAUCCUGAAGCGGGUGUCAAGCCCUAUUAUUGGAUUUAAUUCGGUGAAAAGAAUCGAUGAAGCAGUGAGUGUGCGGGGUAAGGUAUUAACAGAGGAGGAGGAGAGGUACCUUGGGGAGCUUUACAAGGCGAAGGAGUUUAUUGUUCCAGAAACGCUGUAA